AUGGCUUCCCCUAGCGUUCUCACCUUUGACGCUGAGGGUCGGGCAGUGGACUUUGAGGUCAGGGUAGAUGAUAUGCAGCUUUUCCUGCAGUGCGAUAGGGCAGACGGCCUCUCCCUGUUUGACCUCACUUCUGGUGCCUUCCCUGCCCCUGCUGCUGAUGCUGACGCCACUGUUCGCUCACAGUGGGCCACACGUGACGCUGCUGCUCGCCUUGCUGUGCGCCGCCACUUACUGACCACUGAGCGUGCACACUUUAGCCAGUACAGGAGUGCUCAGACCUUGUACGACGCUGUAGUUGCACGCUACUCUUCCCCUGCCACUGCUGCACUAAGCCGCCUCAUGCUACCGUACCUCUUCCCUGACCUUGCUGCCUUUCCCACUGUUGCUGACCUCAUUACGCACCUCCGCACUAGUGACACUCGCUACCGCGCUGCGCUUCCUGCUGAGGACCACUUCCUCUCUGUUUGCCCCACCACUCUCACCGUUGACCUCCUUGAGAAGGCCCUCCUAGCGAUAGAGAAGAGCAUAGUCGCUGUAGGAGCCUCUCGUGGUGACCCUCGCACCCCCGUCUUUGAGGGGUGUUCUCCCUCCCCCCUCUUGCCCUCUGUUGCCUCUGCUGCUGCGGCCGACCUCGUUGGUUUCGAGUCAGUCGGCGUUGCGUCUGCCCCGAGCGGGAGACGCCGCACCGGCAAGGGCAAGGGGGGCAAGGGCACUGGAGGAGGUGGAGGGGGCGGUGGAGGUAGUGGUGGAGGCGGUGGAGGGGGUGGCGGCAGCGGCGGCAGCAGUGGAGGUGGCGGAGGCGGUGGAGGUGGCGGAGGGAGCGGAGGCGGCGGAGGUAGUAGAGGAGGCGGAGGUGGAAGUGGCGGCGGAGGCGGCGGAGGAGGCGGCGGCGGCGGAGGCGGCGGUGGUGGAGCGAGUCGUGACUCUGCGUGGAGGAGUGGCGCCGGUGGUGGUCAGCGCCAGCAGCAGCAGCGGAGUGGUGUGACCCUGUCCCCUCAGCAGCUUCGUGAGUGGUACACUGCACGCCUGCGCGGUGGGGGUUUUGGUCCCUGCUCAUACGUUCUCCGUACCGGCGACCGCACUAGUGAGCAUGUUGAGGGUGCCUGUUACCUGUGUGUACCACCUGACCCGGGCAUUGAGGCUGCUGCGCUAGGUGCUGGUGAGACUGCUGCUCUAGGUGCUAGUGCGUCUGCUGCCCCAAGUGCCAGUGCGUCUGCUGCCCCAGGUGCUGGUGAGUCUGCUCUCUCAGGUACUACGUCGGCUAAGGCCUUCCACACCUUCACCCUGGACUCGGGUGCGUCCCGCUCCUUCUUUCGAGACCGCACCACUCUUACGCCGCUUAGUCGGCCGGUUGCAGUCUCCCUGGCAGACCCCUCUGGGGGUUCUGUCCUUGCUAGCUUCUCCACUGUCCUUCCGUGCCCUGCAGCCCCCUCUCGCACCCUGUCUGGUCUCUACCUCCCCUCGUUCUCUACGAACUUGGUGAGUGGAGCGGACCUUCAAGAUCGAGGGGUUGACCAGUUCACUCAUGCGAGUCAGCGAGUGACCCACUGCACGUGUGCUCGGAUAGGCCGACACUUGGUGUGA
Molecule: messenger RNA, 1584 nt
Organism: Closterium sp. NIES-65
Lineage: Eukaryota; Viridiplantae; Streptophyta; Zygnematophyceae; Desmidiales; Closteriaceae
Source: the annotation of a GenBank genome assembly